CGAGAAGUGCCCCUCUUCGGGUAGCCGAUGUUUAUCAUGAACUCGGUGCACUGCAGCAUUGUUUGCUACUCAGCAAUCGAUUCGAAUUCACCAACGUAGACCCACUACAAGAAGGGCUCAACCACCAUCAUAACUCCUGCCAAGUUUGAGCUUGGCAACGUGCUUCCAAAGGACGAUAAGUCGAUGAAGCGGCGUAGAAACCCCUGGAUGAAGAAGACGGUAGCGUUCAGCUACUAGCUGGUAUCGGAAGAAGCGUCGAAAGAUUUCAGAAGCAGCUCUGCCGUUUGGUCUUCACUUUUCCACCUUCGUGUUCGUACGUCCACUCAUUUUGAACCCCUCCAAGGAUGCAUCACGCGAAAGCAGCAGCCGUCGCCUUUCCAUCACGGUCACGGUCGUCACGGGGCAGAAUGGACCCGCGACGUAGACGAUUUGUCGUCAUUGCUGUUGUUGCGCUGGUCCUGUUUCUUCUCUACACAUAUGCUGGACAUCCAUCACCGUCAUCAGUGUCCUCUGCAGUGCAGGCAGGACUCCAAUAUUUCCUCCAUGUGCCGGAUCUUCCUGCGGCGAAUGCGACACUAGGGUUUGGUGCUAUUGUCGCAGUAUCCCAACUCACAUCAAAACGCCGAGAAAGCCUGCUGCUGGCAGCGAACAUCACCGAGCUCAACAUUACGAUUCCUGAUCAACCAGUCUGGACCGACUCAGAUGUCGAGAAGUUCAAGACGAAGAACCACUCUCUCAUCACACGUGGCUCGGCAAUGGCAUGGAUGGGCCACUUGAACGUCCUUCAUUGGUUCCUCGACUCAGGCCUAGAAACAAUGCUAGUAAUGGAAGACGACGUAGACUGGGACAUCCACCUCCGCACAUCUCAAGUCCCGAAAGUAGCAGCAGCAAUGCGCACUCUCCUCACCGAACAAUCCGGCCAGCUCCCCACAACAAACACAAGGCAAAAGGUGGUCACUUCAGAACAAGCAGGGGGGUACUGGGGCAAUCCUGAAGACUGGGAUAUCCUCUACCUCGGCCACUGCGGCGACAUGUUCACAUCCCGCGACUGGAUGAACGAAACACAAGUACCUCGCGUCGCCGUCAGCGACUCCACCCUCCCCUCGCCAGAAUACAUGCACAUCCUCACCCGCCGCUUCCUCCGCGAAAUCGGCGUCCCUGUAAAAACAAGAGUGGUACACAAAAGCGUCUCUCCCUUGUGUACCUUUGGCUUUGCCCUGUCCCGCGCAGGAGCACAUCGCUUACUCUACGAAGUCGCGGGCAAAGAGCCAGAAGGAGGCAGUGAAGCCUACGACGUCCGUAUCCUGGAAGCCUGCCGCGACCUUAAUUUCCGCUGCUGGUCUGCAAAUCCGGAAUUAUUCCAUCAUCAAGACGCUCCCUCGGAAAUCGCAAUCGUGAAUGCGAAAAAGGGAAAAGAUCAUAGUGCAAAAGAGCACGAUUCAAAAGCUUCUCCACCGGGGAUUGGCGUGGACAGUGAAGGAAGAUUACAAGGAGCCGCGCCGAAUAUCGCAUGCGGGAUGCGAGGAAGCAGCUUUUGGACACGAGAUCCGGAGACGAUAGAUUAUCUUAGGGAAGUUGUAGGGAGGCAAGGGCAUUGUCUGAGAGAUCAAGUCGCCGAGGACAUGAGUGUGUGGCCUCGUUUUUGAGGUUUUGUUCUUUCCCUUCUUCUUUUCUCUAUAGAUUUUUUCCCCACAAUUUUACUGUUUAAUGACCACUAGAA
Aureobasidium subglaciale EXF-2481 is the source of this 1720-nucleotide messenger RNA. RefSeq names its product glycosyltransferase family 25 protein. NCBI's taxonomy places the organism in Eukaryota, Fungi, Ascomycota, Dothideomycetes, Dothideales, Saccotheciaceae. The record is from RefSeq and is a predicted model, not a curated record. The coding region runs from base 408 to 1646 and encodes 412 amino acids. The transcript is spliced from 2 exons.